AUUGGCCGAGCGGUUGUCAGGGUGUUUAUAGGAAACAUGGCUUCUUUGGCUGUUGGAGAGCUGCAAGAAAUGGAAGUGGAUCGAAGGGGUGAGUCUGAGGAGUCUGGUGAUGAUGAGACCAGGAGGAGGAGUAUCAAUGGUGAGGUGGACCCAAACCAGCCUUCUGCCACAAUUACAGAGGAGUCUCCUGUUGACAUGGACACCAUAACUUUGGACCCAGAAGAAGAGGAUGUUGAUCUUGUUCAUUGUCGUAUUGGAAAAAUUGAAGGCCUGGAGGUGCUACAAAAGGCUAAAACGCUCUCCUUACGACAGAACUUGAUCAAAAAGAUAGAAAACCUGGACAGUUUGAACUCACUACGAGAAUUAGAUCUUUACGACAAUCAGAUCCGCAAACUGGAGAACCUGCAAAACCUCACAGAGUUGGAGCAACUUGAUGUUUCCUUCAACCUUUUGAGGAAGGUGGAGAAUUUGGAGCAGCUGACUCGACUUAAGAAACUUUUUUUGCUUCACAACAAAAUCAGCAACAUUGCCAACCUGGACAACAUCCCAGGUCUGGAGAUGCUGGAGCUUGGUUCUAAUCGCAUUAGGGUAAUUGAGAACUUGGAUGCACUCUCAUCUUUGCAAAGCUUGUAUCUUGGCACCAAUAAAAUAACAAAGCUUCAGAAUAUGGACAGUUUACAUAACCUGACUGUUUUGAGCAUUCAGAGUAACCGGAUUACUAAAAUUGAGGGGCUACAGAACCUUGUCAACUUGAAAGAGCUAUAUUUGAGUCACAAUGGGGUUGAGGUCAUUGAGGGCCUGGAAAACAACAAAAAGCUAACCACACUGGACAUCGCAGCUAAUCGAGUAAAGAAAAUUGAAAAUAUCAGCCAUCUGACAGAACUGCAGGAGUUCUGGAUGAAUGAUAAUCAGAUUGACAACUGGUCAGAUCUUGACGAGCUGAAGAAUGCCAAGACUCUGGAGACUGUCUACCUCGAAAGAAACCCACUACAGAAAGAUCCACAGUACCGGAGAAAGAUCAUGCUGGCUUUGCCCAGUGUCCGCCAGAUAGAUGCUACCUUUAUCCGCUUCUAAACUGCAGUUUAAGAUCCACCUGCCAGCCUCAGUGUUUUCCCUUUCACCUUCCUGCCUGCCAUGCCUACAGAAACACCCUCUAAAGCAUAUUGGCCUCACUAGAUCAUAUAGUCACUCCAUAUACAACACAAAACUCAUGACAUCCAUGACUCACUCAGCAUACAUGUAUGCACUCAUUUAAACCUUAAUCUAUGUUGUUGUGCGGAAGCUUUUUAUUAAUAAGGUUGAAUUGUGAAAAUGGAGAAACUGUCCCACACCCGUUUCCUCAUUUCUUUUUUCCUCUGCCCUUUUUUUUUAUUAUUAUUUUGCAUGUGGGGUGCAGCUUGGAUUCCCAAAUCAUGCAGUGCUCAUCAGGAAAAAGUAAUCUAUUUAUUGAUCACACAACUGAGGUGCACUGUUGUCAUGUAGGAGGAAAAAGUUGCAUUAUUACUAUUUUAGGGAAUUUGUGGGUUUUUUUUUCCCUCUUGGUUGUACCGAAUGUUGCCAUUUUCAUAAACUAAACAAAUAAAUAAAAGACCAAUUCAACAUGAAAUAGUAAUUCAAUUUAAACUAAAUAUCUAAUACUUUUUUGGGGGCUUCAAAACAAACCCAGGUACCAUACUUAACAGUAAGAGUAACAUUUAAAUAGGAGCCAUAAGACACCAUAUUGAUACGCUGAUUUUAACUCAGAAAAGUGGUACUUGAAUAAAUCAGUGUGUUUUUUU
Messenger RNA from Melanotaenia boesemani (Boeseman's rainbowfish), 1778 nucleotides. It is a transcript of the gene ppp1r7, whose product is annotated as protein phosphatase 1, regulatory (inhibitor) subunit 7. Gene Ontology annotation, molecular function: protein binding. Lineage: Eukaryota; Metazoa; Chordata; Actinopteri; Atheriniformes; Melanotaeniidae. The coding region runs from base 37 to 1074 and encodes 345 amino acids. The record is from RefSeq and is a predicted model, not a curated record. The transcript has 10 exons.